Messenger RNA from Kockovaella imperatae, 2630 nucleotides. RefSeq lists its product as hypothetical. NCBI's taxonomy places the organism in Eukaryota, Fungi, Basidiomycota, Tremellomycetes, Tremellales, Cuniculitremaceae. The record is from RefSeq and is a predicted model, not a curated record. The transcript has 8 exons. The coding region runs from base 127 to 2496 and encodes 789 amino acids.
UUUCAGGCUUUCACCCUUACGCGAUAGCGCAUAACCACAUCUAGCAUGCUCACCAUGUAGCCGGGCUCAUACCAGUGAUCAUAGACGACUGUAGCAGGUCUGUCACCUUUCACUGGUCAGACUACCAUGCCACCGCCCUCAUCUCGACUGUCAUAUCCCCCCGACAAUGCCUCUAUGUUUCCCACCUCGCCAACCGCCUCCCGGGGAACCAGGGCUUCCUCCGUCUUUCCGUACACUCUCGCACGGCCGCCAACUAAUUACUCAGAAGCGUCAUGGUUGGCAAAGACCUCAGCCCGACCUCAUCCGUCCAACCCGCCGCUGCCUCGAAGACUCACCCCUUCGAAUACAGUCCAAGGCGAAGACCCAUUUACCGACGGCGAAACACCUCUCUAUGCACGAUCAGACUGGGCAGAUGACGCGACACCUCGAGCGGACAAACACCAAGAAGAACGACAGCUCGUCCGAUCUCCAUCAUCUUUUCGUCAGAAUCAGGCUGCAUUAAUUGCCUCAGAGUUCAAAGAUGGCGAACCGUCAGGUGCAGGUACGCUGUGGUCUCGUAGCAGUUACGCUGGGGACAUGACCACCUCGCGUUUCACGCCUGGUCCCGGUGCAAAAGCCCUCGGAGGGAUUCUGGAGGAAGAUGAGGAAGAAUCGCCUGCAUAUCCUGCUUAUACGCAAGACGGGCCUGUCGCCUCGCCCGAUAUCAUGUCGCCUCUGCCCGCUACUCCAUGGACAGCAGGCGCAGCACACAGGCGCUCAGACAGUGGCCCGAAUCGGUCUUCUAGGUACUCUCCCUCUAGGUCCGUCUCGUCCUUACCUCAAGUCGUCGCUACGCCCAUACUGGCGAGGAAGCAUCAGGGGCAGGUGACCCCUGUCUCUGAACCUAGGCCUGAACACAUCGCGCAACGCAAGUCGACGCUCCCUUCUGUUUUGGACCUGGAACACAUCACUGGAGGCGGGCUUUCUCCUGAUGCAUUUGCCGAUCGAUUCCAACAACAGCAGGUUUUGCGUCACGGCGUCCCUCGCCACUCUGCCUUCCCGGCUGUACCUCCUCUUCCAGUGGAAGAGCAACCUGGCGAUACAAACCUCAUGACGGCAGGUGCCCAUCAAAGACUCGGCAGAAUGUCAGUAGCUCCAGCAAGGUACUCCACGACGGGCAGGAAGAAGGGCAAGCGCAAGAGGUCUCUGAUGAAAUCCACAGGAUCGGAUGAACAUGAGAAGUCUCCCCUGAGAAACAGCCUCAGGGUCAGUACAAGGAGCCAAGGCUGGAUGACCAAUCCCAUUGUCCGAUUCUACUUUACUUGGAGGCCAUUUAUGACGGCUGCGCUCACCCUGAUCUCUGCUCUGCUACUCACCAUUAGCCUGCAAAAUGCGCCUUCAAUGAUCUCGCCUUUGGUGAAGGUACAAGCCGGAGCGUUCAAUGUGAGCGCUGCAGACCCACGGCCGGUAGGCCUUGGGGCCAGUGGCUGGUGUCAAUUGGAAGGGGACAGUCUGACGUGCAGAGAGUACAGAUCUGGCGAUUUCGUCAACGCAGGUAGGAGUUACCAGCUGCCUGGAGACUCGCUGCUACCAGCUCUGGGAGAGCUCUACUCAGCUUUGGCAGCUACGACCUGGCUCCUAGCUGCCUAUUCACUGACAGCGUGCUUUCUACAUUUCUACCUCUUCUUUGCGCUGUCUGUCCCUUUCUCGCACCUGAUCGAUGAAUCACACCCGUUGGAUCAAAGCGCACGACUGAAAGUCGAGCGAAAGCUUCUUGACGAACCGCAAGUCAUGUGCGAAAGACCGCCAUAUGAAGGGUAUCUUUGGGUCUGGUGGGCUUGGUGGGCUCAUCGGAAGAGUCCCGUCGGCAUCGUAUUCAGUAUGGCACAAGGAGUCAUGGGGAUGUCCAGUUUCGGGGCCGCUGUUGGCUUCUACAAGGAGGUGGCGGAUGCCACUGUGGCAUCUGAAGUGGCUUUGGGGGGAGGUGCAGUCUUGCCGAUCCUCGUCACGAUACUGUGUUUGGACCCCUUCAUAGCCUCGCUCAGGUGGCUGUUCCAUGCCUCCGACUCAUGGUCGACAUUCCUUCAUCCUCCCGAGCCAUCCGCAGCGGCCAUCAUGCUUCCCUCUCGUGGCAGAUUGGAACACGUCCGCCCCACAUCCGACCGGUCCUCCUUCUUUGCUCGUCAACCAUCCGCUGUGCCAAUCAUGACAACCUAUAGCGCGGCACAAGGUUUUGGCGAAGUAGAAAUCCCAGAGAACCCCGGACAGAUGGAUGAUGAGACUCGACGAUGGCUCGCAGCUUACCCUUCUGAUCCAGAGCUUGUGGAGCUCAUCGCCUCUCUGCAAAGCGGACAGGAGAAUGAUGAUUUCCUCCUGUCAGAUGUUGGUUUAGUCUACCUUCGACCCGAAACGGAGGAUCAACAAGCCUUGCUUAUGCUCACGCGCCUCUCGAAGAAGCCCUCCAUGAUCUCGAUCAAGUACUUCAUCGGAGGGCCACUGAUGUAUUGGCUGAAUUGAACGAGACAUUCUGGUGGAUGGGAAUGCAGGAGGACGUUGAACAAUACGUGAAGACUUGUGAGGAAUGCGCUAGGAGGAGAAUCGAGUUGAAACCUGGCAUGACUGCCGUUCCGUUCACCGGUAUCACUGGAUGG